Urocitellus parryii (Arctic ground squirrel) is the source of this 732-nucleotide messenger RNA. Lineage: Eukaryota; Metazoa; Chordata; Mammalia; Rodentia; Sciuridae. The record is from RefSeq and is a predicted model, not a curated record.
AUGCCGGGAGUAAAAGCCAUUGGCGGAGUGAAGGGACAGGGACAGGGUGCUGUGGGUGUCAAGGGAGGUGGGCACUUCUUCACAGAGUGUCCUUCAGGCCAGCACAUGGGUGGUAUCCAGGUCCUACCAGGGGAAAGCAACCAGGAAAAUGAGGGUUUUAGAAACUUCCAGGCCUUGCCAGGCACUGAGUCUUUGAUUAGUGAUGUCAUAGAUGAUAAGGUUGUUGAUUACAACAACCUUAUCUUACCCCUCAAGUAUCAAAUGACUGAGCCUGUGACCAAUGCAGAAAUGCUCAAUAGUGUCAAGCACUUCCCCAUGAUCUUCAGCAAAGCCUCUGAGUGCAUGCAGCUGGUCUUUGGCAUUGACAUAGAAGUAGACCCCUCUAGUCAUUCCUAUGUUCUUGUCAUUGCCCUGGGUCUUAUCUAUGAUGGAGUGCUAAGCAAUGAACAGAGCAUGCCCCAAACUGGUCUCCUGAUAAAUAUUCUGAUUGUGAUCUUUCUGGAUGGCAGCUGCACCCCUGAGGAGGUUGUCUGGGAAGUGCUGAGUGUGAUGGGUAUACAUGCUGGGAGGGAACACUUUAUCUAUGGGGAACCUAGAAAACUCAUCUCUGAAGAUUUGGUGGAGGAACAGUACCUGGAGUAUCGCCAGGUGCCCAGCAGUGAUCCUGUUUGGUAUGAGUUCCUGUGGGGUCCAAGGGCUCAUGCUGUAACUAGCAAGGUGAAAGUCCUAUAG